UCAGAUUUGUCGUUCCGAACCAUGUCGACACAAACAACGCAUCCUGGUGAGCUGUCGCUUGCGAAGCUGCUCGCGACAUUGACAACCACCCUCCGUCCUACGACCUACGUCUUCGCUGUGAUCCCGGACGAAACGAAACUACCACCUUUUACAGAAGUGGAGAUGCUUUUCCGCGAAGCCAAAACCGAAGGCAUCACAGUCAUUACUUCACGCGACUAUGCCGAGUCACAUGGCAUUGAGUACGCGUUUCCGUGUCGCAAAAUCACGCUCGACGUCACGUCGAGUUUAGAUGCUGUAGGGUUCAUUGCUGUCGUCGCGACCAGGCUUGCUGCGGCUGGGAUGGGCGUCAAUCCGAUCAGUGGAUUCUACCAUGAUCAUCUGUUUGUACCCCUUGGAAGGGAGGAGGACGCGCUCGAGGUCAUUGCUGAGCUGGCCCAGGAGAAGAAGAAGGAAGCCAAGGUUUGAUGGGUCCUGAGGAAAGCAAGCAGUGAUUACGAAGGCUGAAAGGUGUGAAUCGAACCAGGGUGCGAACAGACAGGCCGGUCAAACGACACGAGUCCGCCGGUUAAGUUGGUGGGAGCGAAAUCGAAGGAAGCAGCAUGAGCAAGAACGGCGUUUCGGGAGUCCGAUGCGGGCUCGGCCAGCUGGCCCGAAGUGCCGGAGAGUUUAGCCGCUUGCCCCCCGCCUUUACACCGUCAAACACCGCGUCUUCCUCCCUCCUCGCGUCUUGCAACAUCGUCGUGUCAGCAUUGAGUCUCAUUGUUAUCCAUCAAUAAUAUGAUCACGCUGC
Molecule: messenger RNA, 790 nt
Organism: Aureobasidium pullulans EXF-150
Lineage: Eukaryota; Fungi; Ascomycota; Dothideomycetes; Dothideales; Saccotheciaceae
Exons: 1
Coding region: 22-465 (147 amino acids)
Source: RefSeq, a predicted model, not a curated record